AUGGCUCCGCACGCACAAGAUGUUAGCUCGGGUUCCGCGAACGGGGCGGUCUAUGCCAACGCCGAUGCCACGGCUUCCCCCAAGACAUUCAUCGUCAACUCCCCCAACGUCACCUACACGGAUGCUGAGAUCAAGUCCCACUACACCUACCGCACUACCAGCAUUGAGACUGACGCGAGUGGCAACUACGUUGCUACUCCCAAAGAGACCAAGUAUGACUUCAAAGUUGCCCGUCAAGUGCCCAAGGUGGGCAUGAUGCUGGUCGGCUGGGGUGGCAACAACGGUACCACCGUCACUGCUGGCAUUAUUGCCAACCGUCGCAACCUCGCCUGGGAGACAAAGGAAGGUCCCCGUGAGGCCAACUACUAUGGCUCAAUCGUCAUGGCCUCCACCAUGAAACUGGGAAUCGAUGCCAAAACCAACAAGGACAUCAACAUCCCCUUCCGCGACGUUCUCCCCAUGGUUCAUCCCAACGAUCUGGUCAUUGGUGGCUGGGACAUUAGCAAGAUGAACUUGGCUCAGGCCAUGGACCGUGCUCAAGUUCUCGAGCCCACCUUGAAGUCUCUGGUCAAGAAGGAGAUGGCUGAUUUGGUACCUCUUCCGUCCAUCUACUAUCCCGACUUCAUUGCCGCCAACCAGGAAGAUCGUGCCGACAAUGUUAUCCAGGGCACAAAGGCCUGCAACGCACAUGUCGAGAGGCUUCGUCAGGACAUCCGCGACUUCAAGGCCAACAACAACCUGGACAAGGUCAUCGUCAUGUGGACUGCCAAUACCGAGCGAUAUGCCGACAUGAUUCCCGGUGUCAACGACACGGCUGAUAAUCUGCUGGAAGCCAUCGCACACGGCCAUGAGGAAAUUUCGCCCUCGACUGUUUUCGCCGUCGCCUGCAUCCUUGAAAAGACGCCAUUCAUCAACGGCUCUCCUCAGAACACCUUUGUGCCCGGUGCUAUUCAGCUGGCGGAGAGGCACGGUGCCUUUAUUGGGGGCGAUGACUUCAAGUCUGGCCAGACAAAGAUGAAGUCGGCCCUUGUUGACUUUUUAAUCAAUGCUGGCAUCAAGCUGACGUCGAUUGCAAGCUACAAUCACCUGGGCAACAAUGACGGCAAGAACCUGAGCUCCCAGAAGCAGUUCCGCUCCAAGGAGAUUUCCAAGUCCAAUGUUGUCGACGACAUGGUCGAGGCAAACUCGGUCCUGUACAAGAAGGGCGAGCAUCCUGACCAUUGCGUCGUGAUUAAAUACAUGCCCGCCGUUGCCGACAAUAAGCGUGCACUCGACGAGUACUACGCCGAGAUUUUCAUGGGAGGCCACCAGACCAUUUCCCUGUUCAACAUUUGCGAGGACUCUCUGCUAGCUUCUCCUCUCAUCAUUGAUCUCGUGGUCAUUGCCGAGAUGAUGACCCGUAUACAGUGGAAGGACUCGAUCUCUGAGAACGGCUACAAGAACUUUCACAGCGUUCUCAGCGUCCUCAGCUACAUGCUCAAGGCCCCUCUGACCCCCCCGGGCACACCUGUAGUCAACGCUCUCGCCAAGCAGCGUGCUGCCCUGACCAACAUUUUCCGCGCUUGCGUUGGGCUCGAGCCAGAGUCCGACAUGACUCUCGAGCACAAGCUUUUGUGA
Molecule: messenger RNA, 1617 nt
Organism: Ustilaginoidea virens
Lineage: Eukaryota; Fungi; Ascomycota; Sordariomycetes; Hypocreales; Clavicipitaceae
Exons: 2
Coding region: 1-1617 (538 amino acids)
Biological process (GO): inositol biosynthetic process; phospholipid biosynthetic process
Cellular component (GO): cytoplasm
Molecular function (GO): inositol-3-phosphate synthase activity
Source: RefSeq, a predicted model, not a curated record